GAACACAUGGGCAUCAUAGGCCUCGGAGAACCAGGAACAUCAUUUCAGCAGUGUAUGGAUGCCAUUUCACCAUACAUAGAGAAACUGCAGGAAGGUUAUUAUGCUGACUGCCCUUACUAUGGGGGUGAGGUGUUUGUUUGUGGAGGAAUUGGCGAGAUCAAUGCAGACAUGCCCCAGGCAAACCACUGUGCCAACUGUUUGUCAUCCACUGCAAACAAAAGAUGUAGGUUUUGCACGGUUGACAAGGCCGACCUCUCCAACCCACAGGUGGCCAGUGAAGCACCCCGCAGGACAAAGGCCAACACAAACAACAUUAUCGCUGCCAUGUCUGAAAUGGGUGUUGUGGAGAGGAAACAACAUGAAACAGAGACUGGGACCCUGUAUAGCCCGAACAACCAGCUGUUCUCCGAUGGCAUUGUCAUUGAACCACACAUUCAGACAAGGAUCGAUCACUUCCACCUCGAUGCUCUUGGUGUUGGAAGACUGCAAAUAAGUCUGAUUUGGGGCAACGUGAAGACACAAGUCCAACAGUUCCUCAGUGAUCUGAUUGUUGCAAUCGACAGACCUCAUUGGCUCAAGCAGCUCCCAGAUCUUCAUCACUUGGCAUGUGCCACUGGCUGUGAGGUGCUCCAUCUUAUUCAGAUGUGGACCAUAAUAACCAGAGAUGUUUUGUGUUGCCCUGAGGCAUUUACAGCAGCCUCUGCUGAAUAUAUUGGCCGCAACAACUGCCGCCUUGUCACCAAAGCCAACAUCUUGCUGAGUGGCUACUUGUCUUCAAUCCGAUCGGCAAGUCUAACUGACGAGGAAGCGAGGCAACUCCAGGUUCACAUAUGUGACCAUCACAGACUAUUUGAGAGGAUAUGGAAGGCAGAGGUGGCAAACCGGGCUAACAUCCAUUGUGGCUAUCACACUGGGGAGCAAAUAGAUGUACUGGGCCACCCCAUGAUUGGUGACUGCAACCGCUUUGAGCGAUACCACCACAGGAUCAAGGACAUGGUUAUCGCUCACAAGAAUGGCGUCAGUAUCGAGAAAACAAUGGUGAAGAGGAUUGCAGUGUUGGAUGCCCUUUGCACAUUGUCAACACCAAAUGAUGGAGCAGCAGAAAAUACAUCUGUCCAUGGGCUUCCAGGCUACGCCCCUGUUUACAGGCCAUCGGGAUCAGUCACACUGAUAUCUGCCACUGAACUUCGGCAAAGACGUGGGCUUGGGUUACAGCUUGGAAACCAAAUGCCAGAGUUAUCCCAUCUGAAAGUGGCAAAAAUGAUGCGGCAGCCGGACCUCAUGGAGAGGAUGGGGGAUAGAGUCCUGACAUGGGAACAGAUCUUCCUUGGACCCAAGGUUUGGAUAAGGGGGAAGCCUGUCAUCACCAUCAUUGACAACCCUCUUUCUGGGCAACCGGAGAGAUGCAUGAAACACCAGAGUGCUACACUGUCCCCACAAAAAUACAAAUUUGAUAUAAAGACUAUCAAAGUUGGCUCAUUUGUGGAGACAGCCCCCCUCAACCCAACCCAUGUGAACGACAGGCAACCAGUGAAAAUCACCGCCAUAUGGGCUACCAUCUCAGAUAAUCCGCUGGUCCUGUUUGAGGACCAUCUUCCUGCCACAACACAGAGAAGAUCCCCUGACAGGCUGCAAAGAGUAUCAAGAAGGAGGAAAACUACUCUUUCCGACAGCAGCCAUCACUGA
This is a messenger RNA of Epinephelus fuscoguttatus (brown-marbled grouper), 1686 nucleotides long. RefSeq lists its product as uncharacterized. The coding region runs from base 7 to 1686 and encodes 559 amino acids. Lineage: Eukaryota; Metazoa; Chordata; Actinopteri; Perciformes; Serranidae. The transcript has 11 exons. The record is from RefSeq and is a predicted model, not a curated record.